GAAACUUAUUUAAUGGUUGUUUGAGGAAAGAGGAGAGACGAGGAGAAAUUAGUCAGAAUAAUGCAAAUGUCGAAAGUUACCAAUCGGUUAUGUAAACUUCCAGGUCGUUUAGAUGGCAAAUUGGCAAUUGUCACUGGGGCUAAUAUUGGCAGUGGUCUUGAAUUGACUGGAGAGUUGGCGCGUCGUGGAUGCACGGUGAUAAUGGCUUGUAGGGAUUUAGAAAGAGCAUGUUAUGGCAGGGAAUCACUGAUUGAUCGUUAUGGUGAAAGGAGUCAAGAGGCCUGGCGAAAAUCACCAGCUGGAGCAGCUGUUGAACCAUUUCUGCAGGCGGUUAAAUACUCACAGUUAAUUGUCGAACAUCUCGAUUUAGCCUGUCUAUCAUCUAUACGUGAAUUUGCCAGAAAAAUCCAUAGUACCUAUACCCGAUUAGAUUUGCUAAUUCAUAAUGCUGGUAUGAUGGCGACAAGUUAUAUGGAGACACAUGAUGGCUUAGAAUUGCAAAUGGGUGUCAAUCAUUUCGGGCCAGCGUUAUUAAUUGAUCUACUACUCCCAUUGUUAGCCAAUGCAUCUUGCUCAUUACCAUGCGCGCCAGCUUCACCGUCACGUAUCAUUGUGGUCGCUUCAAAUUUAUAUCAACAAGGUGAAAUUGAUUUGGAUAGGUUAAACUUGAAAGGUGAUCAAUAUGGUCCAUUCAAGGCGUAUAAUCAAUCCAAAUUGGCUAUUAUAUUAUACAUAAGAGAGUUGGCGAAUCAGUUAAACAAUCUACGGAUUAUCCCAAUGACUGUACACCCUGGGGCUGUUCGAACAGAAAUAUCAUAUACAGCAAAUAAUACCUAUCAAUUAUUUCUACGAGCUGUUGGUAUCAGUCCAUGGGAAGGUUGUCAAACUGCUCUAUAUUGUGCUCUAGUGAAUGAUCCGGUGCCUGGAGGAUUCUACUCAAACUGUGCCCUGGAAGAGUUAACUGAAAAAGCUAAAAAUGAUCAGUUGGGCAAAAAAUUAUGGCUAGUAACACGUGAAAUAGUUGGUUUACCACCAAAUUUAACUCUACUAUAUUGA
Molecule: messenger RNA, 1056 nt
Organism: Trichobilharzia regenti
Lineage: Eukaryota; Metazoa; Platyhelminthes; Trematoda; Strigeidida; Schistosomatidae
Source: the annotation of a GenBank genome assembly